CUUCUUUGACGAUUUUAUUCUUUUCUGCUAUUCUUUCUGGUGCUGUCAUGACGGAAGGGAAGUUAUAGUCCGCCGCCAGCUGGUGUGGAAAAAAGCAAAGCGGGUUGAGCACGGAGUUUUGUCCGAUGUACCCGGAGGACGCAUGCAAGCCCAACAGAUCUCACGAACAGCCAAGGCAGACAGACUUGAACACACCACACUUUCUCAAACUCAAGGCCUGAAGGACUGAGAUUCGGUAUAUCCCGGCUCACGACGUGGGAGCACGACGUUGUUGCCAGAGCUCCUCUUCAACUAAAUCCGACAACCGCAUACUGAUGACAUCAUUAGUCAUCCCCGGAUCAACCUCCGACUCGGUCCUAGUCGUAUGUGUAACAUGAUGUAGCAUGAAGAGGGGAAGCUGGAUAUCGUGAAAUUCCGAAUGAUAUUCUUGUCAUCGGCUUCAAUGUCGGCGGUAAAGAUGUAGGGGGAAGGAUCUGAUCAUUUAAACGCAGUGAAUUUCACGUUGAUGCUUUUCACGAAAUCCUUCACCUUGUCAACUUUGUGAAUAAAUAACACCGGCCCCAUCGACAGUCCGAGACACAGUCCAUCCGGCUACGAUAGUUCAUCCCGAGUGUCUUACUCAGUCCGGUCCUUCCCCACGCUGGACAACAUACCUACCUCAGAUAUCCCAUCUUCAUGUGCUCAUCCCAACAGCACCUUUGAUAACGUCAGCGUUGCUAUCACAAACCGCCGGUCCGAAGUAAACAAAUACUCAUACAAGUCAAAAUGGCACCCAUGCCCAAAACCAUGUUCGGCGUUGUUAUCCCCCGUCCAGGUGGCCCCGAUGUCCUGGAAUACAAGACCGGCUUACCCGUCCCUUCCCUCGGUGAAGGCCAAAUCCUCGUCCGCAACGAGUAUGUUGGCGUCAACUACAUCGACACAUACUUCCGCACUGGUCUCUACAAACCUCCCUCCCCCUCCUCCAACAGCAACCACCCCUCCACCAACGGCUCAAACGACACCCCCUCUCCCUACCCCCUGAUCACAGGCAAAGAAGCCGCCGGCACCAUCACCGCCUCCUCCCACCCCUCCUACCCCGUCGGCUCCCGCGUGGUCUACCUAGCAGACAACACAUACGCCCAAUACACCCUCCUAACCUUCCCCCUCACCCAAGCCACUAUCCUCCCGGCCUCGCUCACCCCCGAAACCGCCUGCGCAGCCUACCUCCAAGGUCUCACCGCCCUAACUUUCAUCCGCGAAGCAGCAGGAAUCACCCAGCAACUCGGAAUCUCUGAAGGACCAUGGACCCUCGUCCACGCAGCAGCAGGCGGGACAGGCUCCAUGCUCGUCCAGAUCCUCGCCGUCAUGGGCGCCAAGAUCAUCGCCACCGCCGGCGGCAAGCAGAAGUGCGAAUUGGCCAAGAAGUUGGGAGCAGGAUGGGUGGUUGACUCUAGCCUCCCGCAGGAAGAAGUCAUCCGGCAGGUCAAGGAAAUCACCAACAACAAGGGCGUAGACGUGAUUUUUGACGGGGUGGGCAAGGCGACGUUUGGAACGGUAGACCUAGAUGUCGUGGCGAGGAAGGGGACGAUCAUUGUGUUUGGGAAUGCGUCUGGCGCUGUUGAACCGGUCGACCUCUUCCGCCUCAUGCCCAAAAACAUCAAGAUUAUGAGACCUUCCAUGCCCGGAUACAUCACCACCCCAGAGGAAAAGGAGACCUUUACAAGCGAGCUUUUUGACUUGCUCGUAACGGGCAAGAUCCACGCCAAUAUCCACCAAAUUUAUCCCCUCAAGAAUGUUGCCCAGGCGCACAUCGAUCUGGAGAGCAGGAAGACCACGGGCAAGCUUCUCCUCAAAGUCGAAUAGUACCUUGAUUGGCGCUUCCAUGGUCACGACCUUUUGUUUUGUCGAAAAUAAAACGAAGUAUCCAUUCAAAUAAACGAGAAAACGUCUUCUUUUAUGUCUAACCAUUAUCUCUGUAAUAAAAGCCCUGAGAAGAAUACAUGGUUUGCAGUUCCCGUC
Molecule: messenger RNA, 1998 nt
Organism: Podospora pseudopauciseta
Lineage: Eukaryota; Fungi; Ascomycota; Sordariomycetes; Sordariales; Podosporaceae
Exons: 3
Coding region: 766-1842 (358 amino acids)
Cellular component (GO): cytosol
Molecular function (GO): NADPH binding; mRNA 3'-UTR AU-rich region binding; quinone reductase (NADPH) activity
Source: RefSeq, a predicted model, not a curated record